UAACGGUCCAUAUGUUUCUCUAAGCUCUCGUUGUUCGCUUAUUCCUCUAUAAAUAGUGCCCUUCGAUCUUCAGAAGCGCUUCCCGGAGUCCACGGCCAAGUCCACUGGUGCUUUCCUCCGAGAAGAUCGGAAGGAAUGGGGUUUUUGAAUCUAUGAUGUGUUGUUCUUCUUUGUGAUCGUGAAGAGGUUUCUUCGAAUUCGGAGAUGGAGAGGAGGAUUGGUGCUAGGGUUUUUGGUUUGGUAUUGAUCGUUGUCUUCUUCUUGAGCCUUGCUGUUGGUUCCGGUGCUGCCGAGAGUCGCAGGCCUAAGAAUGUCCAGGUCUCGCUCCGGGCCAAGUGGCCGGGUACCCCAUUGCUUCUUGAAGCUGGUGAGUUGCUGUCGAAAGAAUGGAAGGGCUUAUUUUGGAAGUUUGCUGAAGGCUGGAUGCAGUCAGACAAGGCUUCUGAGUGUUCUUCAGCCAAAUGCUGUGUUCAGAAGAUUGUUGAUGACGGGCGUGCACUGCUAAGUGAGCACUUGGGCUCAGUCUUGGAGUUUUCUCUUACUCUUCGUUCGGCUUCUCCAAGACUGGUGCUUUACCAGCAGUUGGCUGAGGAUUCAUUAUCAUCUUUCCCCAUGGAAGAUGAAGGCAAUGGUGAAGAAAGAAAGAGUUGUUGUUGGGUAGACAAUGGUAGUACCUUGCUUUUUAAAGUUUCGGAGCUAAGGCCAUGGCUAGACUCGACCAAACAUGCCUUGGAUACUCCAGAACAGCCUGAGCUCUUUGACUUUGAUCAUAUAUAUGUUGGUUCCAAUGCUUCUGCACCAGUUGCUAUUUUAUAUGGAGCUCUUGGGACCGAAUGCUUCAGUGAGUUCCAUGCUGUACUUGCGGAAUACGCGAAGAAGGGUAAAGCUAAGUAUGUGGUUAGACCUGUAUUACCUUCUGGUUGUCAAGCCGUGACCAGCUAUUGCGGGGGUAUUGGUACAUCAGAUGCAGUACAUUUGGGUGGUUAUGGAGUAGAACUUGCUUUGAAGAAUAUGGAGUACAAAGCAAUGGACGACAGUGCAAUAAAGAAAGGUGUUAGUCUGGAGGAUCCCAGGACUGAGGAUCUUAGUCAAGAAGUUAGAGGAUUUAUAUUUUCCAAGAUCUUGGAACGCAAGCCUGACUUAACUGCUGAGAUAAUGGCCUUCAGGGACUACUUAUUAUCGUCAACAAUAUCAGAUACGCUGGAAGUCUGGGAACUGAAGGAUUUAGGUCAUCAAACAGCCCAAAGGAUUGUGCACGCUUUGGAUCCUUUACAGUCUAUGCAGGAAAUCAAUCAAAAUUUUCCCAGCAUAGUUUCAUCAUUGUCCCGAAUGAAGAUCAAUGAUUCUAUUAAGGAUGAAAUAAUUGCAAACCAGCGGAUGGUCCCUCCUGGGAAAUCUUUAAUGGCUCUGAAUGGUGCUUUGAUCAAUAUUGAAGAUAUUGAUCUUUACCAAUUGCUUGAACUUGUCCAUGAAGAACUAUCUGUGGCUGAUCAGUUUUCAGAAUUGAAGAUUCCUCAAGAUGCUGUUCUGAAGCUGUUGAGUGCAGCACGUCCUUCUGAGUCUAAUGCAUUCCGUGUUGACUUUCGUUCAACUCAUGUUCAUUACCUUAAUAACUUGGAGGAGGAUGCUAUGUAUAGGCGGUGGAGGAGCAACAUCAAUGAGAUUUUGAUGCCUGUCUUCCCUGGUCAGCUUCGGUACAUCCGCAAGAAUCUAUUCCAUGCAGUUUAUGUUAUUGAUCCUGCAACAUCAUGUGGUGCCAAGACAAUUGACAUGAUCCUAUCAAUGUAUGAGAGUAGCAUCCCAAUGAGAUUUGGAGUAUUGCUGUAUUCCUCAAAAAUGAUCAAGCUUAUUGAAGAAGGCCGUGAACUUCCUGCAGCUUCUACCAUGCAUGACAGCCAAAAAGUUGGAGAGGAUAUAUCGAGUUCGAUCAUACAACUUUUUCUGUACAUUAAGGAGAACUACAGCAGUCAGUUGGCAUUCCAAUUUCUGAGCAAUGUAAACAAGUUAUGGCAUGCUGGAGAAGAUACUGAUGACGACGUCCUUGAAAUGCAUCAUGUUGAAGGGGCGUUUGUUGAAGUUCUUCUAUCCAAGGCUAAAUCUCCUCCUCAAGAGAUGUUACUAAAAAUAGGAAAGGAAUCAAAAUAUAAAGUGGAAGCUGAAGAAAGUUCCCGUUUUGUUUUCAACUUAGGGUUAUCUGAGCUACAUUGCUGCUUAUUGAUGAAUGGGCUUGUCCAUGAGUCCAAUGAGGAGGCUUCUAUAAAUGCUAUGAAUGAGGAACUCCCCAGAAUUCAGGAACAAGUUUAUUAUGGACAUAUCAGCUCACAUACAGAUAUCUUGGAAAAAUUUUUAUCUGAAAGUGGCUUUCAGCGCUAUAAUCCUCAGAUUAUUGGUGAAGGAAAAGGCAUGAAAAGAUUUGUCUCACUCUUUCCGACUUAUCUUCAAAAGGAAUCAAUACUAGGAGAUGUCAAUUAUUUACAUUCGCCAGGAAUGGCUGAUGAUCUGAAACCAGUAACACAUCUGCUUGCUGUUAAUGGUGCAUCAAGGGAAGGGAUUCGAUUGUUGCGUGAAGGACUUCAUUUCUUGAUGGGCUCAUCUAAAAGAUCUCGUGUUGGCAUAAUAUUUCACCUCAGUGAUGGAGCUGUAUCACCUGCACUACUUUUGGCAAAGAUAUUUGAGAAAACCACAUCCUUGUUCAGUCACAAGGAUAAAGUCUUGGAAUUCUUGGAUCAAGUGUGCUCCUUCUAUGAAGGUCAAUAUGUGUCAAGUCCAUUUUGGGAUUCCAAUAGUCUCAAAUUAUUUGCAGAAAAAGUCUCUGAGCUAGCUGAGGCAAAUGCUUUACCAUCAGAGGAUUAUAAAACAAUUAUUUCAGGUAUUUCAGAGGAUGCAGUAAGACUACAAAUGGAAAAGGUGUCAAGUUUUCUCUAUGGGCAACUUGGUCUUGAAUUUGGCAUUAAUUCUGUGAUUACAAAUGGAAGGGUAAUUGUUCCUGUUGAAAAUAAGCCAAUCUUAAGUGCUGAUUUUAGCCUUUUGGAAUCUGUGGAGUAUGAACAACGGAUAAAAUACAUUUUAGAAGUUAUUAAUGAAGUUGAGUGGGUGGAUAUCGACCCUGAUGACUUAACCAGCAAAUUUUAUAGUGAUGUUAUCAUGCUUGUCUCGUCUGCAAUGUCAACACGCGAGCGCAGCACUGAACGGGCUCAUUUUGAAAUUUUAAAUGCAAAAUAUAGCGCUAUUGUUCUUGAAAGUAAGAAUUCUAGCAUACAUAUUGAUGCUGUUAUUGAUCCAUUAAGUCCCUCUGGUCAAAAGCUUUCUCCGCUUCUCCGUAUACUGUGGAAAUGCAUUAAGCCAAGCAUGAGAAUUGUCCUUAAUCCAAUAAGCUCUCUGGUUGAUCUUCCUCUAAAAAAUUACUACAGAUAUGUUGUUCCCUCAAUGGAUGACUUCAGUGCUGUUGACCAUGCAGUAAAUGGCCCCAGAGCAUUUUUCGCAAAUAUGCCACAAUCUAAAACCCUCACUAUGAAUCUUGAUGUCCCUGAGCCAUGGCUUGUUGAGCCAGUGAUUGCCAUCCAUGAUGUGGACAAUAUUCUGCUGGAGAACAUAGGUGAAAUGAGGACAUUGCAAGCUGUGUUUGAACUUGAAGCACUUCUUUUGACAGGCCAUUGUUCUGAGAAAGACCAUGAGCCUCCCCGUGGACUUCAAUUAAUUCUUGGAACCAAAAGAAUGCCUCAUGUGGUGGACACACUUGUUAUGGCUAAUUUAGGCUACUGGCAGAUGAAACUCUCUCCUGGUGUAUGGUACCUGCAGCUUGCACCUGGUAGAAGUUCGGAUCUUUAUGUACUGAAUGAUAGCAAUGACGACGAUCAAUCUUAUCCUUUAUCAAAGCGCAUUGUGAUAAAUGAUUUGAGGGGUAAGCUAGUGCACAUAGCGGUAAAGAAGAAACCAGGAAAGGAGCAUGAGGAAUUACUUGAUGCUUCUGAUGAUGCCAACCCAACAGAAAGAAAGAAGGGAAAUAGUAAUAGCUGGAAUACUAACUUGCUGAGAUGGGCAUCUGGAUUUAUUGGUGGCAAUGGGCAGCCAAGGAAACCAAAUGAGAUUAAUGAGGUGCAGAAAAAGGGUGGAAGACAUGGGAUAACAAUAAAUAUAUUUUCAAUAGCUUCGGGACAUUUGUAUGAGAGGUUUCUAAAAAUCAUGAUACUUAGUGUUUUUAAGAAUACUGAACGACCUGUAAAAUUUUGGUUCAUAAAGAAUUACCUCUCUCCACAGUUUAAGGAUGUUAUACCUCACAUGGCACAAGAGUAUGGUUUUGAAUAUGAGCUCAUCACUUACAAAUGGCCAACCUGGUUGCACAAGCAGAAGGAGAAGCAGAGAAUCAUCUGGGCUUAUAAAAUCUUAUUUCUUGAUGUUAUUUUCCCACUCUCUCUUGAAAAGGUAAUUUUUGUUGAUGCGGAUCAAGUUGUAAGAGCAGACAUGGGAGAACUUUAUGACAUGGAUAUAAAAGGGAGACCUCUUGCUUAUACCCCAUUUUGUGACAAUAAUAAGGAAAUGGAUGGCUAUCGCUUUUGGAGACAAGGUUUUUGGAGGGACCACUUACGCGGGAAGCCAUAUCAUAUUAGUGCUUUGUAUGUUGUGGACUUGGUGAAAUUCCGGCAAACAGCGGCUGGAGACACAUUGAGGGUGUUCUAUGAGACUCUUAGCAAGGACCCUAACAGUCUUUCCAAUCUUGAUCAGGAUCUACCAAACUAUGCUCAGCACAGUGUGCCCAUAUUUUCACUUCCCCAAGAAUGGCUCUGGUGUGAAUCCUGGUGUGGUAAUGCUACCAAAUCCAAAGCGAAGACAAUAGACCUCUGUAACAAUCCAAUGACGAAGGAACCCAAACUUCAGGGUGCCAGGAGAAUCAUUCAUGAAUGGCCAGACCUGGACGCGGAAGCCAGGAGAGUCACUGCUAGGAUCUUCGGCGAAGAGAUUGAAGCCCCGGAAUCUAUUACCCCAUCACCAGUUCAGCCUGAUGGUUCAACUAACACUGACGACGAAGAUGAUACGGAAUCUCGAUCAGAGUUGUGAGAGUUUUAUAGUUAAGUUAUAACUGUCCGCUCCAAUCAGCACUGCAUCAGGGUUCUCACAAUGUGGUUCCCAAGUUUCCCUAUUAUUUAUGCACUGUACCAAUUGUACAUGCAGGGAUAAAGAUAGAUAUACCAUUCUGGGCAGAAGCUGAUGCUUUUGUAAACGGACCAUGUUACUCUUUAUUGUUGCACAUUAGAAUUCACUGAUUAGCACAAUUUUGACUAUAUAAAUGUCUUUUAAAGGAGAGGAUGUUAGAACUGGUAAAAUUUAUGACAUUUUUAAACGUAAUUGACUCGUGAAGUUAAUGAAUUAUUGGUAUUUA
This is a messenger RNA of Dioscorea cayenensis subsp. rotundata (Guinea yam), 5377 nucleotides long. RefSeq names its product UDP-glucose:glycoprotein glucosyltransferase. Gene Ontology annotation, cellular component: endoplasmic reticulum. The record is from RefSeq and is a predicted model, not a curated record. Gene Ontology annotation, molecular function: UDP-glucose:glycoprotein glucosyltransferase activity. The transcript has 38 exons. Bases 205 to 5055 code for a protein of 1616 amino acids. NCBI's taxonomy places the organism in Eukaryota, Viridiplantae, Streptophyta, Magnoliopsida, Dioscoreales, Dioscoreaceae.